Molecule: messenger RNA, 282 nt
Organism: Laccaria bicolor S238N-H82
Lineage: Eukaryota; Fungi; Basidiomycota; Agaricomycetes; Agaricales; Hydnangiaceae
Exons: 3
Coding region: 1-282 (93 amino acids)
Source: RefSeq, a predicted model, not a curated record
AUGAGUCGUGAGUCCAUUGAAGACUUGAAGUUGCCAACAAUUCGUCAAGAAGUCCCUCACCAACAAAUAGUCUGCCUGCCAGUGCAUCUGGAGAUCUUUUACAAAGUUGGCGUGUCGGAAGGCUUUGGUACCGGUGUAGUAGUUCAGUCAGGUGUUGUUGCCUGGCGUCUGAUGCAUCCAGGAUGUGGCCUUCUCGAAUGGCGCAUGUUGCUAAUAAGUGGAUGGGUUCCAAAUCUUCCGAUUGACUCCGCUGAAGGUGGAGGCCUUGAGGCCGGAAAAUAG